CUACUAUAUAACAAAUAAUUUGAGCAAUGGAGGGAGCUGGGACUGUAGACAACGGGUUGAGUGUCAUCAUCAGAACACCUGAUCAAAGAGUCAAGGACAUGGAGAUCACGUGUCAACCAACCUGGACUGUCGCUAAUCUCAAACAUCACCUCUCCCUCUUAUAUCCUGGCAAUCCUACGGAGGAUAAACAAAGACUUAUCCUCGCUGGUAAACUUCUACAAGAUAAGGCUAAGCUGGAGGAACUCUUUAAGCAAUACGAUUAUAGACCGAUAAUACAUUUUGUGUGCACACAAACCUUACCCGAGCCUGUCAGUGACACCGAGUCUACAACUGGUCAGUCUGCCAGGUCCAGUGUCAGUUCCCCCACGAAUCCCGCCGUAGAGCAGAACGCUGCUCCUGUCCGACCAACCAUUCAAAUCCCUGGUGGUAACCCCAGAUGGAGCGCUCACAUGAACCAGCUCCACAAUUGGCGACAACAGCUGGAGGAGAACCAGGCAGCAUAUUACCACCAGAACCACUUGAACCCUGCUGUUUUGAGGAGGGUUGCUGAGCAGGCACAGGAGCGUGCUGCACCUCCGCCCCAACAAGAACAGCAGCCUCAACAACAACCAGUUCGACCAGCUCAGGAUCCUGAGGAGCAACAUGACUUGUUAGACGUCUUUUAUCUUAUUAUCAGGGCCCUUUUUCUUCUGGCUCUCGCCUGGAAUUACGCCAGUCCAGCCAAGUUCUGUUUCAUGGGAGUCCUACUCUUCUACUUGUAUCUUUAUCAAAGCGGAUACAUCGAAAUGCCUGCUAUUUUCUCGAGAAAUCAGAACGAACAGACGGAGGAAGGAGCUGAAGAGAGAGAAAUUUCAAGAAUAGCUGUACUCAAGAAUGCGCUCUUAUCUUUUUUCACGUCCUUGAUGCCAUCUAAUGAAAAUGUCAACUGAUAAUAACGACUUUAGAAGUUUUUUUGGGAGGAUGGAUUAUUUGUCACGGUUUUUAAUGGAUGGUGCUAAAAUUAUUUGUUUAAGUAUUUCAGUAGGGUCUAGAGGUCAUUAGCUGAAAGUGAAUCGAAUCUAGACUUUCAUUAAAGUUAUAGUUAAAAUUUCAUUCAGCCCAAUUAAGAACAGCGAAUCAAGGCAGCAGAUAACAAUUAACAAAUUGUAAUUUAAAAUUUCUACAUGCCUAAAGUAGUUAAUGUCAGAUGAAGCCGUAACAGGCAUGCUACAGGUCCGGCCAAAUGAGAAUCCGUUAAAACGCGACAAAAACAAAAAUAAUUUCGAUCCUUCUAUAAUUUAUAUGCAAACACACACCUAAGUGGCAUGCCCGUCAGCUAAAAAUAAUGUUUUCUCGAUUUUGUAUGCGGUAACAAUGAUUUGGGGAGUUUUCAUCAAGAAGUUCAGCGUUGGUCAGUAGCAAAAACUUCAUUGUUUCGAUAAUUUGUGAUCCUUAUUGUUGAUGUUAUGAUAAUCACCAUGAGUUAGGGUUUAAUCGUUAGCAGAAUCAGCGUUACAUUACAUUUGAUAUUACAUUACAGUCGGAUUAUACGAGUACCAGAUUUGGUGCCUGGCUUUGUGUUAAAGCUCCGUAAUUCAGUUAUUUAACAUAAGUUCAGAUUUAGUAUUUUCAAUCUAGUCAAUUUAAUUAUAUCUAAGGUUAAAGAAUGCAAAAUUCGUUAAUCCGGCAAGUAUUUUGACUGAAGAGGUCACUCUUCAUUCUACUGUGACAUUUUGUAUAUCAUAACAAUGGUUACUUAUGUAAGUUUCAGUGUAAUGUAAUGAUGUACGUAGAAUGGGGUUAAUCUGAACGAACGAUUAUUAUUACAAUCAAUAUGAAUUUUCUGGAUCGUUGUGAUCGAAUUUGUCAAUAUUUAUUGCUUUUGCUACAAGUUGCAUAGUUCUAGAGCCAGAAAUAAGCAUGUUUGAUGUAAUCGUAAAUGUGUCAACAAUUUAAGGAAUGGCAUUUUUAAUGUUUUUAGUGUAGUGAUUCAUGAUCAAGAUUUUGUAGAUCUGAAUUAUGAUGUAGAUAAUUUUUCAACAAA
Bolinopsis microptera is the source of this 2023-nucleotide messenger RNA. RefSeq names its product homocysteine-responsive endoplasmic reticulum-resident ubiquitin-like domain member 2 protein. Lineage: Eukaryota; Metazoa; Ctenophora; Tentaculata; Lobata; Bolinopsidae. Gene Ontology annotation, biological process: endoplasmic reticulum unfolded protein response. The record is from RefSeq and is a predicted model, not a curated record. Gene Ontology annotation, molecular function: protein binding. Bases 27 to 929 code for a protein of 300 amino acids. The transcript is spliced from 7 exons.